Molecule: messenger RNA, 1180 nt
Organism: Neodiprion fabricii
Lineage: Eukaryota; Metazoa; Arthropoda; Insecta; Hymenoptera; Diprionidae
Gene: Fis1
Product: mitochondrial fission 1 protein
Exons: 4
Coding region: 95-547 (150 amino acids)
Biological process (GO): mitochondrial fission; autophagy of mitochondrion; mitochondrial fragmentation involved in apoptotic process
Cellular component (GO): peroxisomal membrane; mitochondrial outer membrane
Molecular function (GO): protein binding
Source: RefSeq, a predicted model, not a curated record
GAGAGGGAACUGAGGUAUUCAUCAGCGUAUAAGUCGGUAGGUAUUACCAGUGUUAGCAGUUUUUGACGGUGGUGACUAACGUGACAUCGGAAACAUGGAAGACGUACUGGACGAGGUGGUUUCUUCUGAAGAUUUAAAGAAAUUCGAAAGAGUUUAUCACGAACAGCUGCACGCUUCAAAUGUUACCCAAAAUGCACAGUUUGAAUAUGCAUGGUGUUUGGUCAGAAGCAAGUACUCGGCAGAUAUUCGAAAAGGAAUUAUCUUGCUUGAAGAUUUGUUCAACAAAGAAGGAGAGGCGCUAAAACGUGACUGCAUAUACUACCUAGCGAUUGGAAAUGCUAGAAUAAAAGAAUACACCAAAGCUUUGUCAUAUGUGAGAGCGUUUCUGCAAAUUGAACCAGGCAACCAGCAGGUCCAGCAUUUAGAAACGACAAUAAAAAAGAAAAUGGAAAAGGAGGGACUUGUUGGCAUGGCAGUAGCUGGAGGAGUAAUAAUUGGACUUGCAAGUAUUUUGGGAUUAGGAAUUGCAAUGGCAAAGAAGGGUUAAUGAACACUGUCAGAGUCUGUGCAUCGUCAACAAUGUUUAAUGGCAAACGAUGUACAGCAGAUAGAGUGAUAACUUUUGAGUAAAAAAUUACGCUGAUACACAUAUAGUGAUGAUCUUUGCGUAAUACGAAUUAAAAAUAAAUGUAUUUUCUUUCCAUCAUUUCGUUUCGAUUUUCAAUUUAGGUGAAAUAAAAAUCGCCUUCCAUGUUUUUAUACUUAUAUAUUUAAACUGAUUUUUAGUAGUGUAAUUUGAAAAAUUAAUUUCUUAAAAAAUGUUACCGCAUCACGAAUUACAGUUCGUAUUAUUCAAAAAUAGGCGGUUAACGUCACAAUAAUUCCGUAGUAGUUAUGGAUGCUUGUUUUGGAUACAUUCCAAAAUCUUUAGCAAUGCAUUAUCCUCUUAUUGUAUAGCUUCCUUGACUUUAUUUAAAUGUUACAUUAAAAAAAAAUCUUGUCUCAAUUUGUACGCGUAAAUUAAUAUAUAAAUCGACUAUUCGUACUAUAGUAGAUAUAUUUAUGCUAUUUUUAGGCUGUGUAUAUAAGAAUGAAGUUACAGUGUGAAAUGAUCAUAUCUAUGUUAUUUACGGAACCCUAAAUAAAAUCUGUGUUUCAUUCAGUUACCAACACAGACAAA